AUGCCGGGGAACCGGCAGCCGAAGAUCCGCUCCGGGAACGAGCCUCGUCCCGCGCCUGCCAUGGAGCUGGCGGGUCGCGUGGCCUGGGCCAACAGCCGCGCCGCGCUCGACCGCUUGGAGAACCUGCUGCGCUGCUCGCGCUGCACUAAUAUUCUGAGGGAGCCUGUGUGCUUAGGAGGUUGUGAACAUAUCUUCUGUAGUGAUUGUGUAAGUGACUGCAUUGGAAGUGGAUGUCCUGUGUGUUAUACCCCAGCGUGGAUACAAGAUGUGAAGAUAAAUAGACAGUUGGACAGCAUGAUCCAAAUUUGCAGUAAGCUUCGAAAUUUACUACGUGACAAUAAGCCUUCAGAUUUGAAAGAAGAUACAUCUAAGACAAGUUUAUUUAGUGAUGCAGGAAACAAGAAGAAUUCAAUAAAAAUGUGGUUCAGUCCUCGAAGUAAGAAGGUCAGAUAUGUUGUGAGUAAAGUUUCAGUGCAAACCCAGCCCCAAAUGAUAAAAGAUGCAAAUGCUCAGCAGGCCUCAACGUAUGAGUUUGUUUCAACAAGUCCACCUGUAGAGGUUUCCAAAAAGGCUAGAAAGGCUUCUACAAGAUCUGGAAAAAAGCAAAAGAAGAAAACUUUAGCUGAAAUCAACCAAGAAUGGAAUUUAGAAAAUGAAGAUGGUGAACUUGACUCCAAAGAGGAAUGUAAGGAAAAGCUUGUAUCCUUCUGUAGCCAACCAUCUGUUAUUGCUGCCCCUCUGAUAAAUGGGGAGAUAGACUUACUAGCAAGUGGCUCCAUAACAGAAUAUGAAUGUUUUGGAAGCGUAACUGAAGUCUCUUUACCACUAGCUGAGCAAAUAGAGUCGCCAGACAUUGAGAACCGCAAUGAAGUAGUGACUCCUGAGGGGAAGGUCUGUGAAAAUCAUCUUACACCUAAGAAAGCUUUGUCCUUAGGUCAUAAUGGAAAACGUGGGCCUCUCAACAGACUUUCUAAUCCCAUUUCUAAGAAACAGAGAAACAUUCAGAGCACCAGUGUAGAUUUUGUUAAUCAAAUGAUGCUCUCAGAAAACACACCAUUGCCUGACUGUUGUUCUCCACCUCCAGGCAAACUUGAAGUUGGUGACAUGUUAAGGAGGAAAAACAGUAAUACAUCACAUAAAUCCAUUAGCCUUUCACCAGGUACACUACCUUCCACAUUGAAUAGUUCAAGUUACAGACGAAUGAUGUCUACUCCCUCAACAAUGAAGCUGUUGCCCAAUUGCAUUACGGCUAUGAAAAGAAAUCAUAGAGGAGAGACUUUGCUCCAUAUUGCUUCUAUUAAGGGUGACAUACCAUCUGUUGAAUACCUCUUACAAAAUGGAAGCGACCCAAAUGUUAAAGACCAUGCUGGAUGGACUCCACUGCAUGAAGCCUGCAAUCAUGGGCACCUGAAGGUAGUGGAAUUGUUGCUACAGCAUAAGGCAUUGGUGAAUACCACCGGGUAUCAGAAUGACUCACCACUUCACGAUGCAGUCAAGAAUGAACACAUGGAUAUAGUCAAGCUAUUACUUUCCUAUGGAGCCUCUAGGAAUGCUGUUAACAUAUUUGGUCUGCGGCCUGUGGAUUAUACAGACAAUGAAAAUAUGAAAUCACUGUUGCUGCUCCCAGAGAAGAAUGAAUCAUCCUCAACUAGCCAUGGCUUGGUUAUGAACACCGGGCAGCGUAGGGAUGGACCUCUUGUACUUAUAGGCAGUGGGCUUUCUUCAGAACAACAGAAAAUGCUCAGUGAGCUUACAGCAAUUCUUAAGGCUAAAAAAUGUGCUGAGUUUGACAGUACAGUAACUCAUGUCAUUGUUCCUGGUGACACAGUUCAAAGUACCCUGAAGUGUAUGCUUGGGAUUCUGAAUGGCUGCUGGAUCCUAAAAUUUGAAUGGGUGAAAGCAUGUCUACAGAGAAAAGUGUGUGAACAGGAAGAAAAAUAUGAAAUUCCUGAAGGUCCACAGAGAAGCAGGCUUAACAGAGAACAGCUGUUGCCAAAGCUGUUUGAUGGAUGCUACUUCUAUUUCGGGGGAACCUUCAAGCACCAUCCAAAAGACAAUCUUAUUAAGCUCGUCACUACAGCCGGGGGCCAGGUUCUCAGUAGAAAACCCAAGCCAGACAGUGAUGUAACUCAGACCAUCAAUACAGUUGCGUACCAUGCCCAACCUGACUCUGAUCAGCGCUUCUGCACACAGUAUAUCAUCUAUGAGGAUUUAUCUAAUUAUUGCCCAGAGAGGAUUCGGCAGGGCAAAGUCUGGAUGGCUCCUUCAAGCUGGAUUAUAAACUGUGUGAUGUCCUUUGAGUUGCUGCCUCUCACCAACUGAAUAUCGUACCAGGAGAACACUUCAAAUGGAACUUGCAUGGUUUGUGAGAAGCCAGCCAUCGUGCUGUUUUCAAUAUUCACACUUUUAAAAAUAGGUAGAGUUAUUCAUAUUUUUUCUUUGAAUUAAAAAAAAAAUCUUCUGCCAGAUUAGGAAUUCACUCUUUAUUCACCGUUUAGAUGCUAGAAUUGCUUUUAAGGGUUUUUCUUUUUAAAACUGGCAGCAUAUGUUUUUUGAUUCAUCAUGUUUUUCUAUUCAAAUUAUCAGCUAUCAAAGAUUAAUGAGAGGGUAUCAGAACUGUUAAAUAUACAAGUGGUAUUAUUACUGGUUCAGCAUUGUAAUGUUCUUUGAUGGAAAAAAUCCACACCUGCCACCAACAAAAAUACUUGCCAUCCUUUAGUAAACAGAGAAUAUUGUCAGAAAAUCUAUUCUGGCUUUUUUGUAAUGAAGAGAGUACCUGGUCUAAAUGUGCUACCAUAGGUGUUAAAUUCUUCUCUUAUCUGCCACUAUCUUUAUCUUACUUUGUGAUUUUUUAGUUUCUUUAAUUUACGUGGGUGUCUGUUCCUACAUUUUCAUUCUUUUAAAAAAAUCUUGUGUAUUCAUCAGAAAAUCAUGAUUUGAACCUUAGCACUAUUGUUUUGGAUGGUAAAAAAAUCAACAUUGGGUUCAUGCUACAUAUUUUUAUUGUAUGCAUUUGCUUAUUGUUAAUUAUCAAUUUUUAACUGUUUACGACAUAUGUACAUAUAUACGUAGAUCAUUUUCUCUAACAUAUUUUAGUAUUAAUAUUUCUUAGAAGGUCUCACUAGUCUAGCAAAUGCCAAUCAGAUGUUAAUAUGAGAUUAAGAAGCAGUCUUUUUAAAAUUGACCUUGCUAGGUAUUGCCAAAAUAACUUUUGAAGGUCAUAAUUUCUUGCUUUGUAAAGUUUAAGAUUUUAGGUUGGCGUGGAGGCAGAAAUUGGAGAUCACUUGAUUUAGAACAGAUUUUUUCCAGAUUAUACAAAAGGCCAUAACAGUAAGUGCAGAGGUAGGAGUGGGAAGGUUGACUCCUAAUGCCAAAAUAGUCAAAGUCAUGAGUAGUGGAUAGGACAUCACCUGAGAAUGGCCAGACAUGAGGAGGUUACUUUGGUCUGAGUGUUCUCACUUGUGAAUUGACAAGGAUAGAUUAAAUAAUUCUAAAACACUUUUUCAGAAGCAAAAUUCUUUAAUAACUUCAUAGAAAUUGAACGUACUUGUAAUAUUAACGGCUUGUAGAAGGAGAAACUGUAAGACCGGGAUGUUCAUGAGCCAAAGAGGACAGUUUGGUAACCAGUAGGUUAGAGUAUCCCUAAUUUUAAAAUAUGGAGAGUCCAUGAGGUUAAUCUACAUUUUAAGAUCCACUUAUUUGAAAAUUUGAGAUUCUGCUUAUCAUUUGAAAAUACAUUUUACUUUAAUUCCUUCUAUGAUGUUACUUUUCCAUAUCAAGAAAUGUAUUAUGUGAACAAAAUAAAAUACUUCUUACCCUGAUCUUCCAGGGUUAAUUCUCUCUGAAACACUCUAUAACCAGGAAUGUGUUUGUCCCACAUUUCAUUUUGAUGGAGAAUGUUGAACAUCAUAGCACCAAAGCAUCUGUGGGGUUAGAUAAUAUCUGGAUUAAAUAAUUUAAGACUCUCUGAGAUUUUGGUUGUCAUUUUUGAUUUAUAACUGACUUUAAGUUACUUUCUAUUUCCACAUAGGUCAUAUUCCUAGCGAGAGGGUUUGUUUCUGUUCCUUGUAUCUGAAUUCCUGUUUGUAAAAACAUUUUUGGGGUUUCUUACUCAUUUUUCUUCAUUCAUUUUCUUGGUUUGUCCUUUUUCUCUUUGUGGAUUUUUCCCUCCACUAUUAAGCAGUUUUAUUUUUGGUUUCUUUAAAUAUUUAUUUUGACAGCAGUUGGUUUAUGUUAAGCUCUUGAAACUUGUAAUUGUACUUUCUGUGUAGAUAUACUUGUAAUUGUUUUUUCAAUUAUAGAUUCAUGCUUUCUUUUUAUUUACCUUAAAUCAUUAAAGUUAUUUGUGUUUCCAUA
Galeopterus variegatus (Sunda flying lemur) is the source of this 4356-nucleotide messenger RNA. RefSeq names its product BRCA1 associated RING domain 1 (gene BARD1). The record is from RefSeq and is a predicted model, not a curated record. The transcript is spliced from 11 exons. NCBI's taxonomy places the organism in Eukaryota, Metazoa, Chordata, Mammalia, Dermoptera, Cynocephalidae. Bases 1 to 2322 code for a protein of 773 amino acids. Gene Ontology annotation, molecular function: protein binding.